GUGAAACGUACACAGGCAAGCGCGAUUUCCACGCCACGUCGACAUCAUCAUGCUCAAGGUGCACCGCAAAGCAGGGGAGCUCCUCUUGGAGGACUGCCGCAAGGGAGAUUCGAGCUGGCUGCGUGUGAGCCUCCCGUCGUCCAAAGUGGAGAAGACGCCAAGCGGAGACGCGUCGGCUGUGUCCAAGCCGUUGGUAGACCUCGAGGAAGUCGCCCGGGUCAAGGACGCAACUGACGAACCGCCCCUCGAAGUGAAGGCGCUGUACGGUGUAUACUCGCUCCUGUCGGGACCGUACCUGGCAUUCAUCAAAGACAACGCGUGCGUCAUCGGCAAAGGCCCGAACGACGAAAGCAUCUACCAGGUGCUCGAACUUGAGUUCGUUCCCGUAUCCGAGCACGCCGAGCGCCACUUUCAAUCGACCGCAAGCAAGCAGGAGAAGCGAGACCAGGCGAUCUACUUGAACAUGCUCAAGACGAUCGGGAAGAGCAAGAUGUUCUACUUUUCCUUUGACUACCCUCUGACGUUGUCGGCGCAGCGAUACGCCCUCGCAACGGCGUCGGCGGCCAAGCUGCCGGCCCACGCGAGGGCGGACGAGUCGUUCUUUUGGAACAAGCCCGUGCUGGGUCCGUUCUUUCACUCGAAGGUCAAGUUGGAUCGGUGGAUCGUGCCAGUGAUCAACGGCUUUGUCAAGGUCGUGAAGGGAGUCAUGAUGACGUCGAACACUGCGCCGGUAGACUUUUUCUUCUUCACCCGGCGCAGUUGGCACCGCGUGGGCACGCGAUUCAACGUCCGUGGCGUCGACAAGGACGGCCAUUGCGCCAACUUUGCCGAAACCGAGAUGAUGGUGCGCAAGGGCGACGGGGGUCUGUGCUCGUAUGUGCAAAUCCGAGGGUCCAUCCCGCUCUACUGGGACCAAAUGGUCACACUCAAGUACAUGCCGCGUACGCGCUAUGCGUACAGCCAGUCGGACUUGAUCGAUUGGAACGAGCUCGCGUUCCGUGCGCAUUUUGACAACGUGAUUGCCAAGUACGGCCACGUCACUGUGCUCAACUUGAUCGACAAGAACGGCAAGUCGUCCACAGUGCGGGACCAGAACCAACUCGGGUCUGCGUUUCAGAAAUACACGAAAAAGUACAACCAAAACCAGGGCAGUGGCGCCGGCGAUGACGACGACUCGUCAGCUGUGACGUCUCCGUCGUCGCUGCGGUCACGCAAAGCUGCCGCACCCAAGGAAGCGUCGCCCGCUGUGCCGACGGCAACGUUGUCGUCGCUGUUUGCGCAGCCGAUUGCAUACAUUUGGUUUGACUUCCACGACGAGUGCCGCAAGAUGCAGUGGGGGAACCUCGCCAAGCUCAUGGAGUCGGCGGCCGAGUGCUUUGCCAAGUAUGACUGGUUCGAAGUCGACGCGGACGGUCGCGUCAUAAAGAAGCAAAAAGGCGUGUUCCGCGUCAACUGUAUGGACAAUUUGGACCGGACGAAUGUCGUGAUGAGCCUCGUGGCGCGCCGCACGAUGCUGCUCUGCCUCCGCCUCGACUCGAAGGACAUGUCGUGGCUGGACUCGCCGUUUGAAGCGUUCGAGUCGUUCUUCAAGAACGCGUGGGCCGACAACGCGGACGCAGUCUCGCUCAUGUACGCGGGGACGGGGGCGCUCAAGACCGACUUUACGCGCACGGGCAAGCGCACGCUUGCUGGUGCGAUUCAGGACGGAAUCAACUCGGUCACUCGGUACUAUCUCAACAACUUUACCGACGGUAUCCGUCAAGACUCGCUCGACUUGUUCGUUGGCAACUUUACGGCCGAUCGCCGCACGGACAGUCCGUUCACAGUCCAGCAGCAAAACAGUUUGGCGUUCAUGCUGGCCGAGGUCGUCGUGCUCGGCGUGUUCCUCACAGGGGUGUCGCUGUCAUUGCAUUGGAACGAAGAUGUCCACAUCCGUCUUCGAGACGGAAUCGCGGCCGCCGUGUCCGGGCUGGUCGUCCUCGCCUACCUUUUGCUCAAGAAGGGUUCGUUCCGGUCCGUGGGACGGCACUGCGUGUGUAAGCCAGCCUUUUGCUCGACGGGGUACAUCCGAAGACCGGAAGCCGCCAAGUAGACCACCGCUGGACGGCAGCCCAAUCCUUGAAUCCAUAUCUCCUUGGUGUUCGAUCCCGUGAAAUGGAGGAGGCGUGGGUUGGUCGAGAUGGUCAGGCGGCUGUCUUCCAGCACACCCACGCGCAUUAGGCUUGGUCGUCCAAGCUUGAUGGUCAUUGAACGCUUGGUGGGAUCGAUCUCACUGAAUGCAAUGAAGCGGUAGGUGGAUAUACCUCGCGGUGGCAUGGCGUCAAGGUGUUUGCACCAAAUGGAUUCGUAUCUCACUCCAGGUCUGCAUUAUAUCUACUUCAUUUUAUACGUGACUGCCGGUCCUGUGGCGCUCCAUCGUUGCCUC
Aphanomyces invadans is the source of this 2425-nucleotide messenger RNA. RefSeq lists its product as hypothetical. Gene Ontology annotation, biological process: phosphatidylinositol dephosphorylation. Gene Ontology annotation, cellular component: endoplasmic reticulum. Bases 50 to 2092 code for a protein of 680 amino acids. Gene Ontology annotation, molecular function: phosphatidylinositol-4-phosphate phosphatase activity. The record is from RefSeq and is a predicted model, not a curated record. The transcript has a single exon. Lineage: Eukaryota; Oomycota; Saprolegniomycetes; Saprolegniales; Verrucalvaceae.